UACCCACCUCAGGUAGCCUAGUGAUAUUUGCAAAAUCCCAAUGGCCCUGUCCUUUUCUUUACUGAUGGCCGUGCUGGUACUCAGCUACAAAUCCAUCUGCUCUCUUGGCUGUGAUCUGCCUCAGACCCACAGCCUGGGUAAUAGGAGGGCCUUGAUACUCCUGGCACAAAUGGGAAGAAUCUCUCCUUUCUCCUGCUUGAAGGACAGACAUGAAUUCAGAUUCCCAGAGGAGGAGUUUGAUGGCAACCAGUUCCAGAAGACUCAAGCCAUCUCUGUCCUCCACGAGAUGAUCCAGCAGACCUUCAAUCUCUUCAGCACAGAGGACUCAUCUGCUGCUUGGGAACAGAGCCUCCUAGAAAAAUUUUCCACUGAACUUUACCAGCAACUGAAUGACCUGGAAGCAUGUGUGAUACAGGAGGUUGGGGUGGAAGAGACUCCCCUGACGAAUGAGGACUCCAUCCUGGCUGUGAGGAAAUACUUUCAAAGAAUCACUCUUUAUCUAACAGAGAAGAAAUACAGCCCUUGUGCCUGGGAGGUUGUCAGAGCAGAAAUCAUGAGAUCCUUCUCUUUUUCAACAAACUUGAAAAAAGGAUUAAGGAGGAAGGAUUGAAAACUGGUUCAUCAUGGAAAUGAUUCUCAUUGACUAAUGCAUCAUCUCACACUUUCAUGAGUUCUUCCAUUUCAAAGACUCACUUCUAUAACCACCACAAGUUGAAUCAAAAUUUCCAAGUGUUUUC
Messenger RNA from Pan troglodytes (chimpanzee), 737 nucleotides. Its product is annotated as interferon alpha-7. Gene Ontology annotation, cellular component: extracellular region. Bases 41 to 610 code for a protein of 189 amino acids. The transcript has a single exon. Gene Ontology annotation, biological process: defense response. Lineage: Eukaryota; Metazoa; Chordata; Mammalia; Primates; Hominidae. Gene Ontology annotation, molecular function: cytokine receptor binding. The record is from RefSeq and is a predicted model, not a curated record.